Molecule: messenger RNA, 1990 nt
Organism: Seminavis robusta
Lineage: Eukaryota; Bacillariophyta; Bacillariophyceae; Naviculales; Naviculaceae
Source: the annotation of a GenBank genome assembly
CCGAGGUGAAAAUUUCGGUGGUCGUACACUCGUACACCACGUUACCUUACUAGUAUCAUAGUACCGUGGGUGGCACCGAACUGAGUGGCGACCCUCAGCGAAACCAUUGAUCCGCCUUCACAAACCUUGUUUCGUGACAAUCAAAUCAACACUAAACUUCAAUAAUAUGUCGAGUCGCUGGAACGAAGCCAGAGAGCGCAGAUACCAAUAUCAACGACAAGAGAGCUCGAGGCGAGAGGUGCAGAUCAAGGUCCCAAAAGAUGCUUGCGGUCUCAUUGUAGGAAAGGGAGGUCGAAACGUCAAAGAGCUCCAGCGUCAUGAAGGUAUCCGAUACAUCAAAGUGGAUUUCAGCACUGCCACAGUUAAAAUCGUUGGCACUGAGGAAGGCAUCGCAGCUGCGCAACGGCGUAUCGACCAAGCGGUGUGCAUUGCCGUCAACAGUGCUUCAUACUUUCCAGAAAGGACUAUGACUUGCUUGCAAACUGAAAGUGGAGUCGUCAAAGUCAGAUUCAAUCAUACUGCCUCUUUCAAAGGCGAAAAGAAGUUUGGAGGAGUCCGUUUAGAGCAGUUGGAUGUUCAUCGUGACUACUAUGUGAUUCAAUCUGUUGGUGACAGCAACAACAACGACGGCGACAAAACCAAAGACUCAGCUAUAGUCGAUGUAACAGAAAUGGACAAGGAAGGGAUCAUCCCAGGAUAUAGCUCUGAAAUAUACACGAAAUUUCUGGAGGAGGUAUUAAGAGACAACGCGGAAGCCCUGGCUGAGGCUUCGGCUUGCACAUCCAUCGGAGUGAACUUCGGGAAGACCUUUCUCAGUUCAAUUCCCGACGAGGCGCAGGAUGUCUCUCUUUGCGUGGAGGACAUCAGCGGCUUGAGUUAUGGGAAGCAGGGCAUUCGUCCAGAGUUCGUACGACACUUUCAUUUGUCAUGCCGAGACCUGCUGUUGACAGCGGUCCUUGACGACUACGUCCCGAUGGAAUCUGGGAAGGUCGCUGUCAUUCACUGCAUAAGCCGACAGACGAAGAAGCGGUACACUAUCAAGCUCAAGUAUCGCAAGGAUGGAGAAGCUGACAAUAAUGUCUUCGCUGUGAUUAAGGAGACUGCGGAAGCGAAGUCGCUUUUUGAAGUGCUAGGAGUCGACGACAGCAGUCGAACGUCCACGAGAGAUAUUGAGACUGCAUUUCAGUGGAAAAGGCAAGCCAUUUGUAACCCGCAGACAAAAAGCCAUCCGCAAUCGGGACAAGCGAUGGAGCUCCUAAACGAAGCUCGCAGAAUUCUUUCUGAUGACAACAGUCGAGCAUCAUACAGAGCCUUACCCGCUUCGAGAAUGAUACCGCGGAAUCGCUUCGUGUACAGUGAUUCGAAAGACAAGAAGGCGGCCUUCCCAGAAAUUCUAGAAUUCCGGAGCAAGGUCAGGAAGCUGGGGCUGCUGACUUUUCUGGGGAUUGCCUCUCGGACUGAGUUUCGCACAACGAUCGAGGUCGAGAAGGACGAAGCUGUUGAACUGGCUGUGAGAAAGAAACUCCAGGAAGCAUGGGACGGCGAUACCUUCAACUUCCAAGAAGGAACCGAUGAUUGGCUUAUCGUUGAGACCGUCAGGUAUAAGUACAACGAGAAAUAUAGCAACGGCAAGUUCACGCUCUCAAUCGACAAAACGAAGGAGGAACACUUCGGCAAAGUCAUGGAUGGCGUCAACUUUUCUUUGAAAAGCGAUGCCGUCAGUGACGCACUCGACCGUCUAGCAACAUUUGGAGACGACCCAGGCACAAUUGAUGAUCUCACACUGUCUCUGCGAAGUCUUCAGGACGAGGCGGAGAAGCUUUCGAAUCUUCUUUCUGAGGUCUAAAAGCCCCGGUUCGACGUGGCGCAGCCACUGCAGUAACCCAUCCGACCAAGCCCGCGCUUUAAUUUGCGCCGGACGGCACUCGUCGUGAAAAUCCAUAUGUCGUAUUGGACAGUUUUAAAAUAGCAAAGAAAGUCUAUCUCACAA